This is a messenger RNA of Acipenser ruthenus (sterlet), 2369 nucleotides long. Its product is annotated as synaptotagmin-1-like. Gene Ontology annotation, cellular component: synaptic vesicle membrane; dense core granule; axon. The record is from RefSeq and is a predicted model, not a curated record. The coding region runs from base 310 to 1599 and encodes 429 amino acids. Gene Ontology annotation, biological process: calcium ion-regulated exocytosis of neurotransmitter; regulation of dopamine secretion; cellular response to calcium ion. NCBI's taxonomy places the organism in Eukaryota, Metazoa, Chordata, Actinopteri, Acipenseriformes, Acipenseridae. The transcript has 9 exons. Gene Ontology annotation, molecular function: clathrin binding; calcium-dependent phospholipid binding; syntaxin binding.
AAGGAGAGACGCAGGGAAGAAAAGGGUGAGAGAGAUCGCUGAACGGGUAUAUGCUUUAUAACAACCAUUUGUAGAAACUUUGCACAUAAACGCGUCGCAAAGGAAGUGAGGAAGGGAACAGAGGAGAGAGAGAGAGAGAGAGAGAGAGAGAGAGAGAGAGAGAGAGAAGGAAGCGGAUUUCUAUAAUCAACACACGCCACAGAGUCGAAGUCGGAUUUCACGGAAAGGGAAUACCAAAUAAACUGUACAGGACAGCGAAGAAGAGAAGGUUUUACCCGCCGGAAAGACGACAGAAAACGAGCUCCUGCGAUGCGAUUGGCCGAGGGACCGGAUGUGCGGGCGGUGCGGAGGUCGGCCAUGGUGCACACGGAGGUCACGACCCCCGGGGUCACUGAGCACGCUCACAACGAGACGGGGCCCAUGAAAGAGCACGACGUCUUCACACACAUGAAGAGCAAAUUCAUGAACGAACUGCACACACUCCCACUCCCCCUGUGGGCUCUGGCCGGUAUUGCGAUUGUCGCCGCUCUGCUGGUGCUCUGCUGCUGCGCCUGCCUCUGCAAGAAAUGCUGCGGCCGCAAGAAGAAAGGCAAGAAGGGGAAGGGCAAGAAAGCACAGAUCAACAUGAAGGACGUCAAAGGCAUGGGCGACAGCACCGUGGACAAGGUCCAGCCGGAUGUAGACGACCUGGACUCGGGGCUGACUGACGGGAGGAAGGACGAGAAGCUGGGCCGACUGCAGUACAGCCUGGACUACGACUUUCAGAAUGGACAGUUGGUUGUAGGUAUUAUCUCUGCGGAGGAUUUGCAGGCGAUGGAUAUGGGUGGCACGUCAGACCCCUAUGUGAAGGUCUACCUGCUCCCAGACAAGAAGAAGAAAUUCGAGACCAAAGUGCACCGCAAGACCCUGAGCCCCUCCUUCAACGAGUCCUUCAAAUUCAAGAUCCCCUAUGCUGAACUCUCUGUGCAGAUCCCCUAUGCUGAACUCGGUGGUAAGACUCUGGUGAUGUCAGUCUAUGAUUUUGACCGAUUCUCCAAACACGACGCGAUCGGGGAGGUCAAGGUUCCCAUGAGUCACGUGGACCUGGCGCAUCUCAUCGAAGAGUGGAGGGAUCUGGAAAGCGCUGAAAAAGAAGAGGUAGAGCAGUUAGGUGAUAUCUGUUUCUCUCUGCGCUACGUUCCCACCGCUGGUAAACUCUCCGUCAUUAUACUGGAAGCAAAGAACCUGAAGAAGAUGGAUGUGGGAGGACUAUCAGAUCCCUAUGUAAAGAUCCACUUGAUGCAGAAUGGAAAGAGGCUGAAGAAGAAAAAAACCACGAUCAAGAAAAACACCUUAAAUCCAUAUUACAACGAGUCCUUCAGCUUUGAGGUGCCAUUCGAGCAGAUACAGAAAGUGCAGGUGGUCGUCACAGUGCUGGAUUAUGACAAGCUGGGGAAGAACGAUGCGAUCGGCAAAGUGUUUGUCGGCUGCAACUCCACCGGGACGGAGCUCCGCCAUUGGUCAGACAUGCUGGCCAAUCCGAGGCGCCCGAUCGCACAGUGGCACACCCUCAAAGAGGAACAGGACAUAGACGCCGUCCUGGGCAUCAAGACACACUGAGUUCACUUCCUGUCAAUGUAAACUAUGCUCGGGGCUGCUAAAAACUGUUCUCCUUUCACCCCUCCCCUCCUUUGUAAAGUAUAUGAUUUUGUUUGUAAACUUUACAUAGUUUAUUUCUUGUAAACUUUGCUUCAUGCUCCUGUAAAAUCUGUGUUUAGUUUUGAACUUUACAUAGUGCGCUUGUAAAGUUUGUUUUUGGUUGUAAACUUUACUUGGUGCACCUUGUAAAGUUUGGUUUUAUUGUAAACUUUACAUAGUGCUCUUAUGAAGUUUUAUUUUUUGUAAACGUUACUUAAUACGUCUGUAAAGUUUGUUUUUAUUUGUAAAAGCUACUCAGUGCACCUUGUAAAGUUUGGUUGUAUUUGUAAACUUUACACUGCGCGCCUGCAAAAGCUGUGUUUUGUUUGUAAACUUUGCUUUGCGUACUUGUAAAAUUUAUUUUUCACAAUGUGUUAACUUAAAACUGAGUUAUUCUGGGAGCUGUGUAGUGAAUGGAGGUGCAGGACAGACAGACAGACAGACAGACAGGCAGGGGAGAUUCAGAGAGUUAUUCUGGGAGCUGUGUAGUGAAUGGAGGUGCAGGACAGACAGACAGACAGACAGACAGACAGGGGAGAUUCAGAGAGUUAUUCUGGGAGCUGUGUAGUGAAUGGAGGUGCAGGACAGACAGACAGACAGACAGACAGACAGACAGGGGAGAUUCAGAGAGUUAUUCUGGGAGCUGUGUAGUGAAUGGAGGUGCAGGACAGACAGACAGACAGACAGACAGA